CGCUGUGUGCGUGCCGUUAUCUUGUGUGGGUGUCAGUUCGUUCUCGCGCGCGUCGCAGCAUUGUUGUUUGCAGUAGACUCGUGGAAGUUGACCGGUUGGUAUAUACGUAUCACGCUCGACCAAAACUACCGGCGAUAAACAAAAUAAUGAGUGUACAUUACGUGCAUCGCGAGUGCAAGCUACAACAGUGUGUGAUAACAAGAAUGUAACGUGCGUGUAGUGUUAAACGGUGUGGAGUUUUGAACGUGUUUUUUGGGUGUUCGCGUCAACGCCAUGACCAUCGAGUUUAGAUUAUCCCGUGAACGAAAAAGUUUUCACUGAUAAACCGAAGACUUAUAGUGACAAUAGUGCGUUAAUUGGUCAUGGAUGACAGAUAGUCGAGGGAUAAUGGGAGUUUGGGUGCCGGGAUCUUGAAAAUGCCGCAUGCGCACUCGAGCUCGGCUGCGUCCUCGGGCGGUGACGAUCUGGGCUCCACUGAUGAGGUCAAGGUGUUCAAGGACGAGGGGGACGGAGAGGACGAGAAGAGGAGUUCAGAGAAUCUGCUGGAAGAGAAGUCCAGUCUUAUCGAUUGGACAGAGAGUGAGGAAAAGUCCGGGGAGCCGUAUUCUGGAAAAUUAUCUGUUAAAUCGGAUCUCAGUCCAGUCUUUGGUAAAUUCGAGCCUCAUCCAGCAGCAGGAUUCAACAUGGGCUACCUCAUGGCACCUUACCCCUACCCCAACGGAGGAGCGCAUCCCUUGCCUGUAUCCAUGGUAUGUUUUGGUGCGGGGAAAAUGGGGUUACCAGCAGGUAGCAGCUUGUCCUUAUUCUGUCCCGGGGGGGAGUUGGGGCAACCACCACCCGCGCAUAUGGGUAUCCCGCCGCCAUACCAGAUAGAUUCCAAACUUGCGGCGGGUCUGGCGCGGACGCCAAUGUACCCCUUCCCGGGUGGGGCCUACCCUUACCCCAUGCUUAGUCCAGAGAUGUCACAAGUCGCUGCCUCGUGGCACACGCCUAGUAUGUAUCCAAUAUCGUCGGCAGCGAGCGGGUUUCGAAGUCCGUACCCAACGUCGCUACCCAUCAGCACCUCUAGUCUAUCAAGUGAAUUGUACCGGUUUUCGCCGACAUUAGGCGGAGGCCUAGGGCUCGGAUUGGGACCCGCGUUAGUGCCUCCACCACCCUCAAAGUCAGACCUCUUUACGCACCAUUCAAGGUCACAAGAGAAAAGCAGCUCCAGCGACAAAUCGUCAGAGCAGAGCAGCAAUAACAGCAAAGAACAGAACAAGAAGCCUCAUAUAAAGAAACCAUUGAACGCUUUCAUGCUCUAUAUGAAAGAGAUGCGGGCGAAGGUGGUGGCUGAAUGUACGCUCAAGGAAUCGGCGGCCAUCAACCAAAUACUUGGUAGACGGUGGCACUCGUUGAGUCGCGAGGAGCAAGCAAAGUACUAUGAGAAAGCGAGACAAGAGAGACAGCUCCAUAUGCAGCUAUACCCCGGUUGGAGCGCCAGGGACAACUACGGUUACGGUUCCAAAAAGAAAAAACGGAAAAAGGACCGCGGUCCCGCCGAACUGGGAGGUAAUAACUUAAAGAAAUGUCGAGCGAGAUACGGUCUCGAUCAACAGAACCAGUGGUGCAAACCUUGCAGGCGGAAGAAGAAGUGCGUGCGGUACAUGGAAGCCCUCGCAGCGGCCGGAGGGACCGUCCCCCUGCCCAUGCAGACGCCCCAGUCCCCCUGUUCUGAGGAGGAUGUCAAACUGGAGGAGAUGUCCGACGCCUCCAGUGACGAGGCAGACACUCCUCUCAACUCAGCGUCGAGCCCCGGAGGGCUGAGCGCUCUUUCUUCUCUUGCUUCACCGGCCUCGGAUCCGCCCCCUCCGCCCCGCAAUCCUGUCGGGACGAAUCCCCGGGAUGCGAAUAACCCCCUUUCCGUGAAUCAAUUAACUUCCCAAACGUGGCCGCGCGCUGCGCAAGCUAGGCCGGGACAUGAAGUGAUAUCUGUGUCAUAGUGGUGGACGUCCGGUGCCAGCCGACGCACGAAUGCGACUGAACGUGGACCGGCGUAAAUUGUGAAUUGACUGUUUUAACGUAUACCCUCGGAUGACUUUGAUUCGUAUGCAACUAUUGUCCACAUAUCUUGACAUGAUUGCAAAUGAUGUGUUACAAUUGUCAAAUUAUCUCCAUCGACAUAAGUCAACAAGUAUCAUAUUUGUAGUCUUAUAUCGAUUGAUUAAAGUUUGUCAAUUGCGUUAAUAUAAAUAUUUUCGAAAGAUAUGUGGGUAGUAAUGAGACGUUUAUUCGCACUUGUUUCCAUCAUAUCAAAGUCAUUAUUGAGUAUAUGUUGCGUUCUCUGGACCUUUGCUGUGAUCAGUCGUAAAGUGUUGUGUUCAAUGCCAUCUGUUUGUUUGGUCCGGAACUUGGUUGUGAUAAAAGGUACCAAGAAACAAACUCUGGUUACAGCGUUAUUCAAAGGUUAUAAUCGGGUGCUAAUCCAAACGGGUCUUUUAUGCUUUUUAGGAAUACCCAUAUGUGUGAACAUUUAUUUUUAAUUCAGCUUAGAAAUCAAACAUAUUCUUUUUACAAUAUAAAGUAGAUUUUUAAGCUUUCUGGCCUAACAGUAAACCCGACCCCAUGUGAGGUAUUUCUGAAAAACAUGCCGUUCUGUAAGCAAAUGUACAUUAAUAUAAUCUUGUAUUCGAAAAAUUAUUGUAAAAUAUAUCUUAACAUUACCACAUUAGUCCCGAUAACAGUCAUUUCAACUGAUCUCAGAUUUAUAAGCACUUUGACAUAAUUUCCUUUUCUCUUUCCAAACUUGAGUCCAAUGCAAAGUUGCCAUUUUUACAUUUCAUUAUUCGACCUUAUUUCCUCUAUUGUUAUAAUCCUUUGUCUAGAAAAUUGUGCAUACAUAAAAUGAUUAGCAUUUUAAUAUGUUAUUAUUAGUAUUUCAAUUGCAUAUUGAAAGCAAACCAUAAGCGCUAUUUUUUAUUAGUUUUAGUUUUUGACAAAUGGCAAUCCUAGUCUAAGAUGUCAUCAGACUAGUCACGCCUUCUCGUGCCAUUAUAAUUGACGUGGGCAAACGCCGCCAUUUUUAGUUUUGGACUCAUAAGUUCGGAUAUUUUUACCGUUUGAUGUCGAAUCGCACAGUCGUUAUUUCCUGUUCAUAGAGAAUGUGUUAACGUUUAUUGUUUUUGUUACUGAUAUUCAUGUUUCUUACUAUUACUUAUACUAGUUUCUUAGAUCUAUGGACCAAGUUUAUAUUUGUAAGGCAUCAGAACAGAUACAGAAUCUUUCGAAUGUCGAAAAGUUGCAAUUAUGUAUUUGUUACAUUAUAGUUAAAAGUGGUUAUGGCCUUUACUUUAUACUUACACAUAAAAUUCUAAAUGUAUUAUUUUUUUAUUAUGGAUUUGAUGUCUUGACACAUUAUCUGUGGACAGAUGGCGUUACUCGCCAAUUUGCUCUCUCACAGAUUAACAAUCCUAACCUCAACGGCCUGCACUUGAAGGUUCCAGAUAGUUUUAGAGUUUAGUUUAUAGUCCUUCGUGUAUGUAUGAUAAUAUUUUAAGGUAACGCGAAGGGCAACUGUUUUUCCGUUGUGCGGAAUCGUUAGACUGUCUUAGGUUAGAAUAGGCACAUUGUAUGAGUGGUUUAUGAUAUUUCAUAGAAAAUGCUCUUUUAUCGACAUCGGCAUGUUAUUAUAAAAGGAUGAAUUUUAUGUUUUCACUUUGAGAUUUUUUUUUAAUAAAUUUUACAGUUUAUAUAGAAGAGCAUUAGUUACGAAAUAUUAGUGUAUAUUAUGUGUAAGUACAUGCGGUAAUUGUAUAAAGUAGGUUUACUAACUGUGUCAUAUUAGAGAUAAGUGUACUAUUCUACUUACAUAUUCAUAUUACUGCUAUAUAAACAAAGGAAAUUUUAAAAUAUUAGUUGAAAUACCGACUCUUUCCUUACAUAUCCUGUGUAUAACUUAUUUCAAGAGUUAAAUGUACAUAACUUUGUAAUUGAAUUUAGACAUUCUCUGGUGAAAUUGCAUUUACUAUUGUAUUUAAAUGUGCCCACGAAUGUUCGUUAUCCACAACUUUUUUGUUAAUUAAUUUUUUUAUUGUUAUUAUUAAGAAGUUUAACGUUGUUGAUGACAAUAUCGAACAGAAUAACAAAAUUAUGAAUGAAAUCAAAAAUUUUGCAUUGACUUAUUGGGAAAUCGUUGACGAAUAAACUACAGGAUAUAUACACUUCAAAUCAGAUUGACUUUGCAUGAAUAUAAUGUUGUGCAAUACUGGAAUUAUUAUGGGUACUGUAUAUUUUUAUGUAAUGUAGCUUUUUCCGUAAAAGUACGUUUAAGUUUUUCUAAUUGAAAUUUUAUAAUUUCGGAUAUUUUAUGUUCAGAAAAAGAAUUAUUUUCGUUUUUUUAUAUAAACGUGGUGCGGCAUGUGCCAAAACAGUUCGCAAUGUAAUGGACAGUAAAUUUAUAAUCUGUGCCAAAUUGAACAUUGGGCUUAUGUCCUAUACCUCUUAAAGCUCUUAAACCUUUAUGUUGAUAGAUUUUAUAGGUUGUUUUUAUUGUUAAGAUGGUAAAGACAGACGGCAUUAAGCCAACUAUUAUUAUUUUUUUGUAGGGAAAAUUUGUCAAAUUAGAAAACUCAAUUAUUAGGUCUGGACCCAUGUCUUGUGUUCAGUUGAACGAAUAUUAUUUUAAUAAACAAUAUUAAAUUGUA
Pieris napi is the source of this 4682-nucleotide messenger RNA. RefSeq names its product protein pangolin, isoforms A/H/I/S (gene pan). Gene Ontology annotation, biological process: regulation of transcription by RNA polymerase II; canonical Wnt signaling pathway. Gene Ontology annotation, molecular function: DNA-binding transcription factor activity, RNA polymerase II-specific; RNA polymerase II cis-regulatory region sequence-specific DNA binding. The transcript is spliced from 13 exons. The record is from RefSeq and is a predicted model, not a curated record. The coding region runs from base 417 to 1982 and encodes 521 amino acids. Gene Ontology annotation, cellular component: beta-catenin-TCF complex. Lineage: Eukaryota; Metazoa; Arthropoda; Insecta; Lepidoptera; Pieridae.